AUAAAUAGAAUAAAAAGCGAAGAGAAAGAAGGGUAACAGAAUAAGGCUUGGUUUGUUGGGGACGGGAAACAGAAUUGGAGGAGGGCAUGAGGUUCCGUUCCGUCUUCUUUGGGGCGGCGUCGAGGGCAAAGCUCGGAACUCCGGCGCAGCAGCAGCGGUUUCGGCGCACCUACUCGCAUCUCCGGCGGCCGGACUCUGAGAGGCCUUCCUUUGGGAUCGCGUUCGACAUCGAUGGCGUGAUUCUUCGCGGACGCACCCCCAUCGGAGGGUCUCCGCAGGCCCUCCGGAGGCUUUACGACGCCGACGGUUCGUUGAAGGUUCCAUUUCUGUUCUUGACAAAUGGAGGGGGUGUCCCAGAAACCAAACGAGCUCUGGAGUUGAGUGAGCUUUUGAAAGUUCAGAUUUCAGCUCUACAGGUUGUGCAGGGUCAUUCUCCUUUCCGACGGUUGGUCAGCAGCAGAUUCGAGAAUGAGCUUAUCGUUGCCAUUGGAAAAGGGGAACCUGCUGCAGUGAUGUUGGAGUAUGGAUUCAAAAAAGUUCUUUCUAUUGAUGAUUAUGCAUCAUACUUCAAUGACAUCGAUCCCCUCUCUCAGUACAAGAGUUGGGGUCUCAAGCACUCGUAUGAGAGAAACUAUAAUUCCAAGGGUUUGCAACCAAAAUACGAUGUGUAUUCAGAGAGAGUAAAAGGUGCAUUUGUUGUUAGUGACCCUGUUGAUUGGGGAAGGGACAUUCAGGUGCUUUGUGAUAUUUUAAGAUGUGGCGGUCUUCCUGGAAAGGAAAAUGGACAUCAACCACCUUUAUUUUUUGCAGCAGAUGAUCUUGAAUACCAGGCUGUAUUUCCUUCUGAGCGCCUUGGGAUGGGUGCUUUCAGGAUAGGACUGGAAAGCAUAUAUAACAGUAUCCACAGCAGUCCUCUGGAGUAUACUUCUUUUGGGAAACCAAAUCCAUUUGUUUUCAAGAAUGCAGAGUCCAUCCUGACCAAACUGGUGACACAUGUGUGCCAGGUUAAGGAGACUAUGAUGGGCGAGAAAUGUGCAUUCAAUACCAUUUAUAUGAUUGGUGAUAAUCCUAAGGUUGACAUUAAUGGUGCCAAGAAGGUGGGACAUCCAUGGUUUUCUAUUCUCACAAGGACUGGGGUAUUCCGGGGUAAAGACAACCAUGAACAGUAUCCAGCAGACCUGGUUGUGGAUACCGUUGGAGACGCUAUUGAUUUCAUUCUGAAAAAGGAGUGCACAUGAAGUGGACUUUCUAAUAUUUUGGUGGAUCUCCUCUUGAAGAAGUAUGAAAAUGUCAAGUUUCAAUCUUCACGAGCAUUUGGCUGCACCGGUGCAGAGAUAUCUCAGAUAUGUUUUUGAAUUUGAUGUUGCAAAGAUACCUCACGAACACUUUACCUGAAGUGAAACUGUUGCUUUGAUUUUACUAAAUUGCCAAAAGAAUGAUAGAUGCCAUGUAGCUUUUUUUCUCUGAG
This is a messenger RNA of Musa acuminata subsp. malaccensis (wild Malaysian banana), 1468 nucleotides long. Its product is annotated as mitochondrial hydrolase YKR070W. Gene Ontology annotation, biological process: glycerophospholipid biosynthetic process. NCBI's taxonomy places the organism in Eukaryota, Viridiplantae, Streptophyta, Magnoliopsida, Zingiberales, Musaceae. The record is from RefSeq and is a predicted model, not a curated record. Gene Ontology annotation, cellular component: mitochondrion.